CUGAAUCCCUAGCAUGGUGAGGGAGCAGUGCUAACCACUGUGCUGCCAUUGGGCCUGAAAGGUUAACUGUUUCACUCUCAACAGAGAAUAUUUCCAGCACUUCUGCUUUUUAUUUCUGCAGUCCACAAAUGCAGCCUCACACCAACGACAGAGGUUGCACCCUACUGGAGCUUGGUUCACCAUUCCUCCAUCUCGUACUCUCAGAGACAUGUACGGCACAGACAGUGGUCAUUCAGCCCACAGUGUCCGCAACAGUCAGCAGAAAUCUGACUACACUAAUCUCUUCGUUCCACCUCUUGGCCCGUGGUCCUAGAGGCUGUGACAAGUUGAAUGCCUGGAUACUGCUAAAUAUUACAAGUGGUUCCGACUCAGCCACCAAGUGUGUUCCAGGCUCCCUCCACCGUCUGGGUGGAAAAAAAAUUCUCUUCCUCAACUCUCCAAUUUGUCUCCUGCCUCUUAGCUUAAAUCUAUCCUCCUAGUUGUUGUCCCCAAUACUGAUGGGAAGUGUGCCUUCCCAUCCAUGCUACCAAUGCCAAUCAAAACUGUACAAACCUCUAUCAGGUCCCCUCUCGAUCUUUGCUGCUCAAAAUAGCGUCAGUCUACCCAAUUAUUCCUCAUAGCUCGGACCUUGCAGCCCAGGCCACAUCCUGGUAAACCUUCUGUGCACCCAGUGUAAACGCAUGUUCCUGGUCAUGCGAUGAAUAGACGUGCACUCAAUACUUCACUGGUUCCUAUCUGUGAUGGUCUUCUAAAGGCGGAGGGUUAAAUGGGACUUAACGGGAAAGUGGCCUAUCUGUGAUGGUCUUCCAACCGUUGAGGGUUAAAUGGGACUUAAUGGGAAAAUAACUGGUGCAAGGUAGGAAUUUGAUGCUCUAUUCUUCUCGCAGAUAGCGACAAAGGUUGUUGAGAACCAUAUAAAUCCUGAAUGGAACCAAGUGAUCUACCUGAAGAGCAGGUUUCCCUCCUUGUGUGAGAGUAUUCGCUUCACGGUGUGUGAACGGAAGAGUGCUGUGAAAAGCCACCCCGUAGGAACAACACACCUGAGCAUCUCAAAGAUCUCGAUGACAGGGUCAGAAGACGAUGAGACGCCCGGGUUCCUGCCAACGUUUGGGCCGUGCUUCCUGAACCUGUAUGGGAGCCCCCGGGAAGGAUUGGACGGUUCAGACAAAUACGAUGAGCUGAACCUCGGAAAGAGUGAAGGAGUCGCCUAUCGAGGGAGGAUUUUGAUAGAAUUGGUCACGAGGAUGGACGAGACCUCGGGGAAAACCAUUGACGACCUGUUGCUCGAAGAUUUCUCGAUUGUACAGAGAUACUUGCACAGGCGGCGGUACAGUCUCUGCGUCGUGUUCUACUCAGCUACGCAAAUGCAGGAGGUGAAGGAGCCCGUCCAGUUUGAGGUCAGCGUGGGCAAUUACGGCAAUAAGUUUGACAAGUCGUGCAAGCUGCACGCCUCCACAACACAGUACAGCCACGCCGUGUUUGAUGGUAAGUGGUUGCCUCGGGUACACGGAGGGCUAUGCGCUAACAGAACGAUAAAGGCUUAACACUGUGCCGAACUCUCUACAUCCAACAAAGCAUGUGUGGUGAAAUUCGGAUCUCCGAUGGGCAAAAUUCUUCCUUUGAUCCCUAUUCCAUCUUCGCCUCCUUCACGUCUCCCAAUGCCCCAUUCCAACCUGACACCCAUUCCCAGCGACGCUAGCACAGAAGGUACAGGCAGUGGUGUGUUACACCUCGCUGAAGGAGUCAGUGUGUUUCAGUGGCAACACUCAUUGUUACAUGCCUGCAGCUUUGGAUGUUUAUUUCCCUCAGCUGCCUCCCACUGU
This is a messenger RNA of Chiloscyllium plagiosum (whitespotted bambooshark), 1823 nucleotides long. The record is from RefSeq and is a predicted model, not a curated record. Lineage: Eukaryota; Metazoa; Chordata; Chondrichthyes; Orectolobiformes; Hemiscylliidae.